AGAGCGCUGUCCGCGUCGCCCCGGCCGUCUUCCGCUCAUACGCUACCGCGAAAGCCGCCGCUUCGGAGGUUUCUUCCAUCCUUGAGUCCCGCAUUGCCGGUACUUCCAUAGGCGGAAAUGUCGAGGAGACUGGCCGUGUCCUUAGCGUCGUUGACGGUAUCGCGCGCGUUUGGGGCUUGAAGAACGUCCAGGCCGAGGAGAUGGUGGAAUUCUCUCCGGUGUCCGUGGCAUGUGCUUGAACUUGGAAGCCGACAACGUCGGUGUCUCCAUCUUCGGUAACGAUCGUCUCAUCAAGGAGAGUGACACCGUCAAGCGUACCGGCCAGAUCGUCGACGUCCCCGUCGGCCCUACUCUCCUCGGUCGUGUCGUUGACGCCCUCGGCAACCCCAUCGACGGUAAGGGCCCCAUUGAGGCCACCCAGCGUAGCCGUGCCUCGCUCAAGGCGCCCGGCAUUCUCCCUCGUCGCUCGGUGAACCAGCCCAUGAUGAUUGGUAUCAAGCCCAUCGACGCCAUGGUGCCCAUUGGUCGUGGUCAGCGUCGCGCUCGCGCUGCUUCCACCCCCCGUCUGCCGUUUGCCCAUUGCCGAGCGGUUGCCGCCGACGCGGUUUCGCUCGGCGCAGCUUCCACCACCACCGCUGCCGUCUGCCCCUCCCCGCGUGCGAGCGGCCCACGCGGUCUCGCUCAGCGCCGCUUCUACCCCCGCACCUGCCAUUCGCCCAGUACCAAACGCGAGUCGCCAACGCGAUCGCGCUCGGUGUCGUCUCCUCCUCCCGCCCUCUUUCACUCAAUGCCGAGUGCAAACCGCCAAUGCGGUCGCGCUUGGCGCAGCUUCCCUCCCCUCCCGUUCGCUCAGCCCGGAGCGCGCACUGCGUAUGUCUUCCGCUCAGCGUCCCCGCUGCGCCAAAGCACCCACCUCCAUGGUGCCAGAGCGCUCGACAUCUGCUGCGCCAACGCGCUUGCCCGAGCCCGAGCCCGCGUGUUUGUCCCGGACUGCGCCAAUGCGCUCAACGCGUCCGCCUUCACCUGCGUCAACGCGACCGGCUCCGCUGCGCCAAUGUGCCUGAUGUUUGCUGCGCCAAUGCGCUUGCUCCGGACUGCGCCAAGCCCGCUGCCUUGCCAUCCCCCACCCGGUGCACCCGUGCUCGACCCCAACCUGCCUUCAGUGCUAGACUCUGCGGCAGUGCCGUGCUCCAUCCCGCCUUGCCGCCGUGCUUGAUCUACCCAGCUGCCAUGCUUGACCCUGCCUCGCCUCCCAUGCUUGAAGCUGCACAUCUCUCAUGGUCGAAGGCACGUGUUUCCCGUACUCGAAGCUCCCGGCAAUGGGUGACGCUCGGUCUCUCGCCCGCUGCUCCCGACCUGCUUUACUCGUGCCCCACUCAAUGCCACUCUGGCACCCCACGCUCGGGGUGUGCCGCAGUUGAUUCGACAUGCUCAUCGCAGCAGGCUUGACGCACAUGCCACGGGCGGCUGAACUCUAACCAUAGAGUUUAUUGUAAUGUAAUACAUCAAUGCCAUCUGUUUUGGCUCCCCAUGAGAUAUGGCACAAUAAGAAGAAGAUUGAAUCACACAUAUGUAUACAGAUUCCUGCACAAUGUAAUUAUAAU
Molecule: messenger RNA, 1604 nt
Organism: Punctularia strigosozonata HHB-11173 SS5
Lineage: Eukaryota; Fungi; Basidiomycota; Agaricomycetes; Corticiales; Punctulariaceae
Exons: 4
Coding region: 230-1216 (328 amino acids)
Biological process (GO): proton transmembrane transport; proton motive force-driven ATP synthesis
Molecular function (GO): ATP binding; proton-transporting ATP synthase activity, rotational mechanism; ADP binding
Source: RefSeq, a predicted model, not a curated record